AUGACCUCAACUCAAAACCUUAAAGAUAAAUUUGAAGAGGAAAUUAGACAACAAAAAGAAGGAAAAGGUAAAAAGGAAAAGGUCUGGACUCCUCACUCUGAUAGUUCUUAUAAUAAACAAACAGCUGUUAAAUUUUCAGGUGUUCAAGGAGGUCCACCACCAAAAAAAUCUCUUUCUCAAUUACCAUAA
Dictyostelium discoideum AX4 is the source of this 189-nucleotide messenger RNA. RefSeq lists its product as hypothetical. The transcript is spliced from 2 exons. The record is from RefSeq and is a predicted model, not a curated record. The coding region runs from base 1 to 189 and encodes 62 amino acids. NCBI's taxonomy places the organism in Eukaryota, Evosea, Eumycetozoa, Dictyosteliales, Dictyosteliaceae.